AUGCCGAAGUAAGUGUUCUCGUUGAUUUAUUUUACUGUCAUUUUGGGGCAGAUUUUUUUCAUUCGAAAAUAAAUGCUUAAGGAAUGUGUUAAUUUAGUUUUCAGGCGUGUUUAUGUAACUUUUUGUGAUAUAUUAGGUAUUAUUGUGAUUACUGCGACACCUACCUCACACACGACUCGGUAAGUACAUGUGUAAAAUCUUUUAUAUCAAAGUUUCUAGUUUGCUGUUUCUUUAAUUAAUGUUCAAAGUCACUGGUGCAGGUGCAAAUUUAUUUUUUCAAUAUUCUCUAAUCUGUUUAAUACUCUAAUUCAUGUCUAAAUCUUGUCUAACAGGCACGUUCAUAACUCGCAAACCACAUUUAUAUCCAUGCAGUCGUGGUCUGAUCAUGAAUGAAAUAAGCUUAAGCUUACAUUUUAAUUAAAAAUCAUUACUUGUUAAAGGAACAUUACAAACAGUGCGCUAUUCAUGUACCGAAUUUGAUAUAAUUUCACUUUUAUGAAGCAAUUUCAAACAGUGUACUUAUAUGCAUAAGGACACUGCUCCGGUGUUAGAUAAUGUGAAAGCCAGUGUCAAACUAGAUUUUCAUAUAUACUUCACAUAGAUUUUCUGUGUCAUACUAAACAAGAAUGUCAAAUUUGAAUUAGGAGCAACUACAGAAUACAGGGCCAUAUUUUAAGGUCUUAAACAGAAGUGGCUCGGUGGCUCGCUAGUCACGACAAGUGUUUAAAGAAUGAGAAAGAUAUAAGACAUAUAAGUGUAAGACAGACAUAGAAGGCAUAUACUUGAGUAUGUAUUAUAGCAGAUUAUAGGUAUAUAUUUUAGUGGCUCGACGGCUCAGUGGCUCUUCAGUCGAGGUUAUAUAGUUUAGUGGCUCGGUGGCUCAUUAGUCGGGACUACCGAGCCACCCCAACGAAUAUACCCAGAAAAUUUGCCCCGUAUUCUGUAGUUAAGCCUUGAAUUAAAUUAAACUGCAUUCUUCUUCUGUACCUCUGGUAAUUUAUCACUGAUGUUUGGCAUAGGAGUGGCACAGCAUUUGAACAGGACAUUACAUUAAAUACCUAAUGCCAUUGAUAUUCUCCUGUCACCUUUUGUCAUACUUUAGCUAUAAAAGAAAGAUAUCAAAUAAUGAUAUCAAAGGUGUAACAUAGCGUGAUGGAUUUAGGGCAUUUUUGACAACUUAAGAGUUUAACUUCUCAAGCUCAUUCAUAAUUAUUCAUAAAGAAAAUACAGGGGAAAUUAAAGUUAAAUGAGUGUUUAGAAAUCAGAUGAAAAACUGCUCAUUUUUGCGUCCUUAAUUUCUCCUUCUAAAAUCAUUUUGUUUGAGAAGUAAUAUCAAGCAUUCGACACAGUGUUUCAUCACCAGAUGAAACACUGUGUCGAAUGCUUGAUACAUCUGCUUGAACACCAGAUGAAACAAAUGAUCUUGAAGUUCGUCAAAAAUUCUCCACUGUGCAUCACUUUUUCAACUCUCUUCUCAGUGUUUCAUCUGGUGAUGAAAACAUUCACCCAAUUUUUUCAAUUUGCAGUCUGUUUCCAUCUCGGCCAUGGAAAGCUACACACGCUUAUAGCUGAGUUGUUUUAGUAGAGUAAUUUUAAAUAGAAGUUAGCCAUUGUUUUAGGGUUUCCUUUGAUUCCAGUAUGUUCUCAGGGUUUUACAGUAUAUCAAAAAAUCAUGACAUACCUCCUAUUAAAACCCUAACUGGCAGAGGGCAAACUAGUAAGCGAUAAAUUUACAAGCAUGGUCAAGCAUUUGAACUUGUGACUACUAAGAAACAAAUCCAGCAAGUGGUUGGAGCAGGAUUCAAACAUGGGACCUUUAGGGUGCGUUCCUUUGAUAUGAUCUGGAUCAGGAUCAGUGAUCUGAGAUCAUUUAGAUCAUAGUAGAUCAAAUGAAUCGGUGAAUUCUUGUCCAUAGUGGAUUCAUCAGUUCAUUUGAUGUACCAUGAUCCGAGUGAUCUCGGAUCAAUGAUCCUGAUCCAGAUCAUCCCAAAGGAACGUACCCUUAGAUAUAUUUGAGAUUCUAAUGCACCGACCACACAGCUCAGUCUAGAAUAUAGUUUUACUAUUUUGUAUCUCUUGGGGCAAAAAUGGAUGGAAACUUUGUGGGUCAUGUCUGAAAGAUGUUAAGACAUUAAAUUAAUUUUAGUUAAGAAAUGAAAAGCUAGCAAAAAAUCCACUCAUUACAGUAAUAAGCAAAGUUGUAAGUUGUUUAAAUCUGGAACCUAGAUGUCUUAUAUAUCACUUUGCUUCCAGCCAUCAGUCCGAAAGACUCAUAAUGGUGGUCGAAAACACAAAGACAAUGUGCGUUUUUACUACACCAAGUGGAUGGAAGAACAGGCACAAAGUUUGAUUGAUCAGACAAGUAUGUAACAAGAGUUAUAUAGGUAACUGGUCAGUUGGAGCCUUGUAACCUGGCCUACUUAAAAAUUGCCUUCUUCUUGUAAGGUUACUUACCUAUUUCUGUAGCUAUCUUGACUAUCACUUACUAACUAUAAAAUAAUAUGUUCUUGUCAUAAUUGUGUGAUAUUAAACAUAUUGUUUUUUUAAGUUGUGAUCCAUUAUUACUAUAUUUGAUAAUACUGGUACUAUUAUCUCAUUUUGUGUCUUUUUUUUUUUUUUAGUGGGGGGGAAUAGUUUAUUUUAUUUAAGCAUUCCAAGUUAGUUUGCUAUGGACUAAAUGCACGUGAUAAUAUACUAUUUCGAUAAAUUGACCAUAAUUUUCCAUAAUUAACUUUCUUGUGACUCUUUAAUUUCAAAUAGUUAUUCAUUCAUUUAGAUGGAUAAAUGAAGGAUGAUUUUUCAUGGUCAACACUCGUAUGACCCCCUUUGUCCCAAAAAGUUUAAACCCGUGGUUUCUCUGCAGUUUUCGACAUUAGAAACUGUAAGUUUGAUGAUAAGAUCCAUAAGGUUACAAUGUAUAGGCAUUAAAAAAUACAGUAAUAUUAUUGUGGUUGAUGCACUUUCUACAUUAAUCCUUAAAUUUUGAAUGCCAAAUUCCAGCAACGUUUGCGUAGAAAGAUAAUACUGCAGUACCUCCCCUCUCUAUAUUUUCAAGGACAUUAGCUUUUCGCCAGUAAGCUCACAAACCAGGUGUGUUUUAAGCAUAAUUUCAGCUCCUUUGUUCUCAUUUUUCUCACUUUUAUCUGGCUUUCCUUUACAGCUGCAGCAUACCAAGCCACCUCUACAGCUCCACCACAAGUUCCCCACAUGCCACCCCCUGGAAUGUUACCACCCCCACCCCCUGGAAUGAUGCCACCACCUGGUGCACUACCUCCUCCAGGAGCAUUACCAUUUCCCAUGCCCCCGCUUGGAGCAAUGCCACCACCAGGGGGUAUAAGACCACCUCCUGGAGCACCUCUUGGACCCCCACCCAGAAUGGCUGGACCACCACCAGGAGAGAAUCAACACCGACCACUUUUUGGAAAAUCUUAA
Messenger RNA from Porites lobata, 3432 nucleotides. Lineage: Eukaryota; Metazoa; Cnidaria; Anthozoa; Scleractinia; Poritidae. The record is from the annotation of a GenBank genome assembly.